Messenger RNA from Bombyx mori (domestic silkworm), 3676 nucleotides. Its product is annotated as zinc finger protein hangover. Lineage: Eukaryota; Metazoa; Arthropoda; Insecta; Lepidoptera; Bombycidae. The record is from RefSeq and is a predicted model, not a curated record. The transcript is spliced from 9 exons. The coding region runs from base 703 to 2346 and encodes 547 amino acids.
AGAAUACGAAAUCAAUUCAAAUUUCAAAUUUUAUUUCAAUAAUCCUAUCCAAGAGUAUCUAGGAAACCAUUAGUACCAGAAAAUUGUUGUUUUAUUUCGUCCCACAUUUUUUUAUAACAUGCCUAUAUUUAUGAUGUGGAUGUAUUAACAUCCAUAUUUCUGGUCUACUCAGUAUUUCACUAAUGAAUUGUUCCACAUCCAUUAUAUUUUAUUAGCUCAACGCGCGGUAAAAACAAAAUGAUUUGUUUCGGUCGCGCGAUGCCUCAAUGCGUCCACCGACACCGCCGCGCGCGCCGCUCUGAACUGUGGCCGCCUCCAUAUUGUCUAGUACAUUUGUUUCACUCGCACAUCGUGCAGCUCGUCACCGCCAGAUGUCACGCGCCUCUCACCGCGCCUCGCAACGCACCGCAAAACGCACCGCCAGUAGCUGUGGCAUACUUCAUAGGUUGUCUACCAUUUGUUUUUGCCGCUCCCGCUUGCCGCGCCUCACGACGCACCGCAAUUCGCACCGCUCUCGGCUGUGGCCAAGGGCGUGUGUGACGUAACUCUAUAAAAGAGUGCGCGGUGAAGACGCCGCCGCUAUACCGUUUCCGCUCGUCAGGCUGGGCCAUAACGUCCCGACCACCGGCAAACAAAGACGCGAGCGGAACCUCUUCCGCUAAGAGCCCACGAACUCAACAAGUGACAAUCAAAAGAUACGAGAUGAGGUCGUUGUUCUAUUUGGCGGCGUUAUGCUGUCUCGUUUUGUCAGCCUACGGGAAUCCUAUCUCGCGGCCUGAAGAGGAUAAGGAAGUGGGGAGGCAGGCCGUCGCUCCAGCCGCUGUAGCGCCAGCCGCGUCCGCUGAUGACGACGACGACGACGACGAUGAUGACGAUGACGAUGAUGAUGAUGUUGGUCUUGAUUUGCCAGUAGAUGACGACGAUGAAGACGAUGAUGAAGACGACGAAGAAGAAGCUGAUGAUGAUGAAGACGAUGACUACCUGGAAAGGAUUUUCGAUGAAAUUUUAGGGGGAGACGAAGAUGAUGAUGACGAACCAGCUGUAGCAGCUGUACAGCCUGUAGCAGCCCCAGUGGAUACUGCAGCAGCAGCACCCGUAGCUGCUGUUGCUGAAGAAGCUGCCGCUGCUGCUGAAGACGUCGAAGCAUCAGAAACCGAAACCGUCGCUGAAGGCGAAGAAAACGAGGUGCAAAAGGAUCCCAUUAGUGCUGAGACAGAAGCCGUUGCAGCUAGUUCAGAAGCUGCCGCUGCCACCGAAGCCGAAGACGACGACGACGACGAAGAUGACAUCGACGACGCUCUCGAACCAGAAGAUGAUGAUGAGGAAGACGAGGAAGAAGAUGACGACGAAGAAGACGAUGUCACUGACGCUUUCGGCAGAAAUGUCUCGGCUAAGCACUCACGCGCCUUGAGUGAUGAACCGAACAAGAAGCCUGCUCCUGAGGCUGCGGCGCACAACGAUAUUUUCAAAAGAUAUAACAGAUUCGUAGAUAAUAUCCUGCAGAAGAUGAACGACAUUUUAAGGAAGUCCUACGACCCAGUGAACGUAAAGCUACAGCCGAUAGACGCAAGUAAAAAAAGUAAUAAACCCAAAAAGAACAAACCAAAAUCAAAUAAAAGGAAAACAAACAAAAAGAACACAUCUCGACGAAAUUCGACUAAGAAAAAUAAAGUUAAGUCAACUGAAAUCCCUGAAACUAGAAAAGAAGAAAUUGUAGAAAAUAGCGAUGUUAAGCCUAUCGAAAAUGUCAUUGAGGAAAUUACCAAUGCUACAUCUGAAUCUAGAGCUAUUAAAGACACAAAGGCUAAGCCGACAACUAUUAAAGCUAAACCGCCAACGAAAGCCACUAAACCAAAACCCAAGCCCCCAACAAAGACAACAACAAAGAAACCAGUCACAACAAAGAACAAGACAAAGACAAGUGAAAAAAGCAGACCGAGAGCCAAAGGGACUCUAUACGGAUUAUCUUCUUUGAGGAGAAAGGGAGACGUUUCUGUCAAAAUAGAGGCAGAUCACACGACUGUUAAAAGUAAUUUCGCAGUUGGACCUCUUGUUUUAAGAGUCGAGAAAGAGGUCGGACGUGGAGCUAAGAAAGAGUUGAAAUCUGCCACCGCCACCACGGAGGAGAUGAUCGGGAAAUUGAGUUUCAGAGUUAGUAGCCAGGGUGUCGCCACACUGCAUUCGAUCAAGGUUCUACAGCCGAAACAGGUACGAGUCGUCAGUAAUCACGAGCGCACUCGUGAGUUAGUAUGGCAACGAAGCUCAAGAAUAGCUCACGUCGUCUCUGAAAAGUUGUUGUCCGCAUCUAGACCUAUGUUCAACCAACAUACUGUAGUAAAACAGUAAAUUUUCACACACAUUUUUUCUGAAUUUAAAAUAUUUUUCUAUCUAAAAUGAAUGAAUGAAAAGAGUUAUCGAUUUAGAAUUUAAUUUAUAAUUAUUAAAAAACUUGCAUUUACUAUUUCAUAAUUGGCAUAACACGGUAGUAUUCCUUAGCUUUAGUGAAAUCAACAUUUUGCAUUGUUUACUACAAUAAUGAAAAUUACUGAUUUAUAGACAAUAUUACUGAUUUUCGGUUUGUUGAUUUUCUUGCUAUGGUGUACUACUGCAACUAUUGGGGUGUUUAGAAGAAUAAGAGGUGAUGGUACAAUUACAGAAGAAUACUAUUUGACUGAUUUAUGAAUUUGUUUGUGUAUUAAUUAAGCAAAAAUAAUUUAGUAUUUUAAAUUUAUGAUACUCACUGUGUACUGUAGUCAGAAAAAUGCAUUUAUUACUUUGUAACGAAUGGUGCUAAGUUAUGUGAAUAAUUAUAUUUAUUUAACGAAGAAAAAGGAUGAUUUUCAAUUCUGUCAAUAUUAAGCAAACGCAAGAAGCAAAAAAGCGUACAAAUUAGUUUAUCAACAACAGCACUGCCGACUCAUGCUGGUUCGGUUAAACUACCCACUAAAUAUUAUUUAAAACUUGUAUCAACUAAGUUGUAGAUAUAAACAAAUUGUGGAACAUAAACCAAAAUACCAAUACUCUCUCUCUCAUUGCGGGCUUGGGAAAUAUGAAGAUACAAUUGAAAAAAAUAUUUACUAGUUAAAGACGUUGCUACUGUUUUGACUUCUCUUAGACCCUUAAUUUAAAAUCAUUGUCGAUUUGUCUAGUACAAAAUGACGUCAAUUUAUCAGUUUAUCAUAAGCAAUCAAUAAGUAUAAACUUAUUGAUUGCUUUAAGUAUUGAAGAUUGAGUUAAGUAUAAACUAUAUAAAUGCUGGUAUCAAAUAUGGGGAAAUUUAAUACUCCGAUUAAAAGUAUUCAUUCGAGUCAAUAGUUAUUCAUUGUUUAAGAUAAAUCGACAUUUUAAAUUUUAGCUUUGAAAGUACGGGAUUCAGUAUUUAUUACGCGAUUUAUGUUCUCACACAAAAUUUACAGGUAAAAACGUUGAGACAAAUCUAAUGAGACCAAACUAGAUGAGUUGACGAGUGGCAUAUCAUGAGUUCCAUUCACAGCUUCUAGGUUCACCAUUAGACCAGCUCUUUGGUCUUAUAUUGUUAAGUUUUAUUAAAAAUAGAUGAAAUUUGAAUUUAAUCAUCUCACUAUGACACAUGCAAUUAAAAUUAAUAGAGUGUGUAAAAUGAAAAAUUUCUAAGAAUAAUCUCUGUAAUCAAUAAAUAAUAUACAAAUAAAGUUUU